UUUAAGAAACAUGGCGGCAAAAGUUGUGCAAGAUGAAAAAUCUACGAAGAGAACUGUUGUAGUGGGAGGUGGAUUGGCUGGAGCCUUGAUUGCCGUAUACCUUGCAAAACGUGGAUUCAAAGUAGAUGUGUUUGAAGCUCGCAAAGAUCCUCGCAAGGAGGUAGCCCAGAGAGGGAGGAGUGUCAAUCUUGCACUCUCUGUUAGAGGAAUAGAAUCACUUCGAGCUGUAGGAGCAGAGGGCCUGGUUACAGCACUUGGCAUUCCUAUGCAUGCUCGCAUGAUUCACUCUCAUAGUGGAAAUACGACACCCAUUCCAUAUGGAAAGAAGGGACAGCAUCUGUUAUCAGUGGAGAGGCAGAAGUUGAACAAUGAUCUUCUCACAGGUUUGAUUUCAGUCAGGAAUACAUUCCUCAUGGUUAUAAAGAGCUUUGUCUUGCCCCGACCAAGAAUGGAGAGUUUGCCAUGGCAGUGAAUUAUUUACACAUCUGGCCAAGACAGACAUUCAUGAUGAUAGCUUUACCAAAUCAGGACAAGUCAUUCACCUGCACAUUGUUCCUACCAUUUGACCAAUUUGACAAGUUGAAAACAAAGGAGGAUGUCCUGACUUUUUUUAAAGCAGAGUUCCCAGAUUUCCUUAACCUCAUGGGAGAAGAGAAACUGUUGGAAGAAUUUUUCAGAAACCCUACUGGCCCUAUGGUGUCCAUUAAGUGUAAGCCCUACCAUGUUUCUGACAAACUUGUAAUUAUUGGAGAUGCUGCUCAUGCAAUGGUUCCAUUUUAUGGUCAAGGAACAAACUGUGCAUUUGAGGACUGUCUGGUACUUAAUGGAAUACUAGAAAAACAUAAUAAUGAUUUUGGCAGUGCACUACAGGAGUACUCGAGAACACGAAAUAAGGAUGUUGAAUCUAUGUGUGAUUUAGCAAUGUACAACUACAUUGAGAUGAGAUCCUUAGUGACGUCCCCAGUUUUCCUCAUGAAGAAGAAACUGUUCAACUUUCUCCACUGGCUGAUGCCAAAAACAUUUAUUCCUCUUUAUACCAUGGUGUCGUUUUCUCAGAUUCCCUACAAGACAGUCAUUGACAGAUCGGAGUGGCAGGAAAAGGUUGUGAAGAGAACUGCACUCAUGUCUAUGUUGAUGGUAGGAGUUGGUGGAGCUCUGAUGGCAUUGAGAAUAGUGAAGAAAGAUGGCAAAUUGUUUUGAAAAGUGAUCUUUUAACUGUUUGAUGUAAUAUUUAAUACUUAAAUAGUAGUGUGGGAGACUUGCCUCGUAGAUGGACAUACACCAGGGCUUGACACUAACUUUUCAACUUACUAGCCAAGUGGUUGGUGACAACUUAGAUGUAACAACAAUUUCAGUUUGUUUACUAGCCAAAGUGGCUAGGGGAAAUUGAAAAUCACUAGCCAAAACUGACUUUCUACUAGUCUGUGGCUAGUUGGCUACCGUUAGUGUCAAAGAAGUAAUACACUGCUGAGUUCAAGCAUUGAAAAUCGAUCAAACACCACCAAUACAAAAAGUACAGUCACACUUUAGACAACAAGCAGCACCUCCUUUUUGGCAAAGUCUGUCAUGCAAGUAAAAAAAAAAAAAAAAAAACAGGGAAAAAAAAAUUGCUGUCAGCCCUAAAAUAAAUUCUUGCUUUACAAAAGUGA
This is a messenger RNA of Stylophora pistillata, 1649 nucleotides long. Its product is annotated as kynurenine 3-monooxygenase. Gene Ontology annotation, cellular component: mitochondrial outer membrane. Gene Ontology annotation, molecular function: kynurenine 3-monooxygenase activity; FAD binding. NCBI's taxonomy places the organism in Eukaryota, Metazoa, Cnidaria, Anthozoa, Scleractinia, Pocilloporidae. Gene Ontology annotation, biological process: L-tryptophan catabolic process; quinolinate biosynthetic process. The record is from RefSeq and is a predicted model, not a curated record.